CGCUGGGAAAACGUGGUAAACCAUCUUUAUGAUGGCAACUUUCGAUGUAACGAAUCCUUGAACAAUUUUAAGCGUGUCAGUCGUCUUAUCCAAUCAUUGUAGAGUUUUGUUAGAAAUCGUCCCUUGUUUAUCUAGUAUUUUAUAAGCGGUAAGUAACUAAAGAAGAAGACAAAUAACAAAGUACCUGUUGUACACAAAAGAUAGCGGAAUGUAGUAGAAUGUACGUUCACCGCGAAUAUAAACGACAUGAUGGGUACCAAAACAUCGUGUGAUUAUAUUUCCAAUUCCAACGAUGCAGGUAUCAUGGGAAGAAAUAGUCCCGCUGCUUUAUUGGAUAUGUUGGCAGAAGUUGCAUCUCGUACUUUAUAUUCGGAAAAAAAGGAGAUGAAAUCAUUAUUAACCUCACCAUGUAAAACUAAAUCAGACGUUAUAAAACGUAAAACUCAAGAAAUGUGUUUAAAUGUACCUCAGCUUUUAUCUAUGCCAAUGUCCCAGUUGGUGAAACAAUUUUCUGUCUCGACUAGCGAUGAGCUUAAAAGACAGUUUUCAUAUACUUGUACGCUAGUAGAUGGUUGUGAUCAAAAAUAUACAAGUUUUGCCAGUGAAGGAAAAGCUAGGAAAUCUAUGAAAGCACAUUUGGCUGAGCAUUUAGAAUAUUUAAGGACUAAUGAACAAGCUUAUUAUACUUUUACCACAAAACCUAUAAAAUAUAAAAACUUAAAAUCAAAUUUGCAAAAUAAAAAUGGACGUUUACAACAAUCAAGGAAAUCUAGAAGGACUUUAAAUAAAGAAAACAAAGGUGUAAUGAUAGAACAAUCUUCAGAUUAUUUGCAUAAGGUUUUGUCAAAUGAUACAAAUUUUCAAAAGUUUGAAAAAGAGAAAGCUAUAGAAAGAACAGAAGAUUUUAAUAGCUUGGGAACAAAGAAAACUGAACAUGUAGAUGUCAAAGUUCUUGGUGAUCAUAGUUACUUUGAACAUUUAAGAGAAGAAGCUUCAAAUGAAACAGAAAUAACAUCAUCUGAUAAUAUACUUAAUAAUUCAUCAAGAGAAGAAAAUAUUGUAUUAAUGGUGGUUGGUGCUGACAGCAUACGUAUGAAGGAGUAUUCUCAUAUUAAGGGCAAAAUAUCUGAUAAUUUAAAGCAUCAAGACACAGGAACAUUAUACAUAUCAGAUGUACCUUGGAUAGAAGAAAGUUGCAAUAAGAAAAUGGACAUGCCUACAAUUGCCAAACCUAAAGGAAAAGCGAAAUUUAUAGGAACCAGUAAAGAAGAACGAGAAUUAGCAUUAGCUUUUAUGGACCGUAUAAAGAAAAAAGGAAAUCCAACUGGCAGUAAUCUUCAGUGCCACAUUUGUGAUCCCCCACGUAGUUUCACAGCACCUACUACACUAGUAUCUCAUUAUCGAAGUCAUGCAGGAAUAAAACCAUAUGAAUGUCGGAUAUGUAGAGCAGUUUUUACAAGAAGACAUAGUUUGAAAUAUCAUAUGUUGAUUCAUCAAAAUCAAACAAGGUUCACAUGUGCUGAUUGUGGGAAAAAGUUCAGACAUCCAUCACAUUUUAGAGAACAUCGCCGCAGACAUACUGGAGAAGCUCCUUUUGGUUGUGAUGAUUGUGGUCAAAGAUUCAAAACAAGGAACACUUAUAAACGUCACUUAAAAACACGUCAUGGAAAAGUUCUUACUACUACUGGUGAACUUUUGUUCCUUUCUGAAGAAGAUUUUCAAAAAGUACGGACUAAUAGAAAGAAAAAAAUAGACCAUCAUGAUAUAAAAAGCAUAGCUAUAGAUGAAAAUAUAAUAGCUACCAGAGCAAUUAUGAAUUUUCAAGAUAAUAUUGAACCACAGGAAAUAAAUAAUGACGUUUUAGAAGAAUAUAUCAUUAAUAAAAAUUGUGAUGACAGUAGAAUUAACAAAGCUACUGAUACGAUACAAGUUAUAGAUAAAUAUUUUGAAAAUUAUGAUAUUUGUUCAAUACCAUUUCUAAACAAGACUGAACAUCUAGAAGAAGGUGUAUCUUUAGAUGAUAACGACGAUAAUAAUAUUACAGAAUCAGAUCAAAAAGAAGAUAUAGAUAGAAUGCAAAGUGACUUUCAAAAGAAUUCUUAUGAUAAUCUAACAGUAAUAAAAACUAUGGAAAAUCAAACCUUAUUAAAUAAAUCUAUAAGGAAUGAACAUAAAGUUAUAUGUGAAUAUUUAAAUAAAGAAUCAUACAUAGAAUCAUUUUAUAAUAAUGAGCACCUUCAAACAAGUAAAGAGACAAAUAAUCAAGAAGGUAUUGAUUUGCUUCAACAUCAAAUAAAUAAUCACCUGCAAUUAGUAGAAAAUCAUAAUACAGAUUAUAAAACUACGUCAAAUAGUGAAGGGCAAAAUGUUGAAUUUGUAUUACAUUUAACGAAAAAAAUGGAACUAGGAAUGAUAGAUAAAGGUACUAAUUGCAAUAUAAGUACAGAUGAGGAAAAUGAAUUUUCAAAUUCAUAUAAUGAAAUACAGUCUCAAGAAAAUGAAAGCAAUGUGGAUACAUAUAUUCAUGAAGGAAAUUUUAUAAGAAAGGAUAAUUUACAAUUGCAUAUAGCAGAUGAAUUAAUUGAAAAUUCCAGACCUCAACAUGAUAAUGUUCCAGAUAAUUUAGGAAAUCAUAUUUUAAUAAGAAAUACAAAUAUCAAGAAUUAUAAGCAUAAUAUAUUAAAUUUAAUGAAUAAUGAGACAUCUGCUGCUAUAAAGAAUAUGAACACAAAUCAAAUAGAUCAAAGUAAACAACAAAUAUAUAUUGAUACAGAUAUGCUAAAUAACAUUGUUAUGCAAAAUAAGUGUAUCCAAACUUUGCCAUGUAAUUUCACUUUAUGCUAUCAACAGAAUCAACACAAAUUGCAAGUAAAUGAAUCUGCAAAAGUUACUGUGCUUAAUAAGUGUACACAAGGAAUUAACUUAAUACAAAAUGGGAAACAAAGUGCAAUUUUAUUAUUAUCAAAUAAUACUUCAAAAAAUGGUAUAUUGCAAAUUAAAUAAAAUAAUUUUGAUAUUGUUAAUAUAAAAGAAUAAUACUAACAAAUAUAAAUAAUAACACCAAAUAUCUGCAGGAAAGUAGCAAUACUGAUAAUCUUACAGGUUUGCACAAUUUUAUAUUUGUGCAUUUAAUAAUAAACAUUAAAAGAUAAAAUAAAUUUUACAGAUCUAAUUCUUAAAUUAAAUCUAAUUUUGGAAUCAGAUUUGUCUCGUCAUUUUUUUGUAAUCUACAAUGUUUCUAUAAAUGGUAUAUAAGCCAUUAUGUUAUAUGUGUCUGAUUAUUCCCACAUAGAAUAAAAAAUAAUAAUUUCGGAAAAUUAAUUACUAAUAACGUUUUGAUUUUUCAUACUAGAUGUAUGUUGCUGGUUUAGCUUAAAGUAUUUUGUGUAUAUGGUGUACAUAAGAUUACACACAGGAAGAGGAUAUAUGUUUAACAGUUUUUGGUAACCAUAAAAUUUAAAUACGUAUGUAAGUCUUAACAAUAUAAAUAAUGUUUUCUAUAUCUAGAAUAAUACUUUAAAACAUUAAAGUGUUGCCUAAUUUUUAUUAAUAGUAAUAAUACUGUUCCUCUUAUCAUAUAAGUAAUAUGAAAAAAAUAAUUAUUUUUCAUUCAUUUAUUUCAUUUUUAUAGUAACAAGAUAUACAAAUUUAUGAUAAAAAAUCAUGAAAGUGCUAUUGUAUAUCUGUUUCAAUUAUUAUUAGUUUAGUAAAAGAUCUGAAAUUAUAUAAUUGUAACUAAUAUCUAUUUUUAUAACAUUAUCUAUAUAAAAAUAAGACCAAUAUAAUCUUUAUAUAAUUAGUAGAAAUAUUAUAAAUAAUUUAAUCUAUAGAAAUGUGAAGUAAUUUAAAUUCGCUAAAAACCGGAAUGUUUUAUAUUUUGCUUUGAAAUAACUACUUAACACAGCCAUCAAAUAAAAGUUAUGUAAUAUAGCUUUUAAUUUAAAAAAGUUUAUUUGAGAUAUCCUGUGCAAUGAAAUAUAAUGUCAUGUCAUAUUAAAUAUUCUAUACCUUUGAUAUUAUAUAGUUAAUUAAUAAUAUUAAUGUAGUAGCUUGUCUUUCAUAAAAAAUUUCGGAUAUAUGUGAAAUCUACUUAUUAAUAAUCUUUAUCAUAUGCAAAUCUAGCUGUAGUAUAAGAUUAGUAACAUAAUAUAUAAGAAAUACUCAGUAAUUUUUAAAAUUUUUUGUCAUGGUAAUAACUUUUUCUAGAUACAUAUUCUCGAUAAAAGACUUAUGAAAUAUAUUAUAAGGUUUGAGAAUGUGGAUUAAUUAUAUCUCUAUAUUAUAGAAUUUGUAAUUUAGAAACCAAUGUGCCAAAUUUUCCACAUCUCAUUUUUUAAAACAUCUCUGGCCCCAUAAUUAUAGAGUCUAUUUAACAUUAUCAAAGUUUUUUCUAUAAACAUUCCUGUAAUAUAACAUAUGUUAAUCAAACAUAAGUUAUUAUGUUACAAGCACUGCUACAAUAAUAACAAUUGUUCGUGUUUUAUUUUUUAUAUAUUUUUAUAUAACAUAUAUAAUUAAUAUGAUUAUCAUGUUAGUAAAUUUCAGUAACAUAUUGGAUAUUCUUAUAUAUUAGUUUAUAACUGUUUAAUAUAUAAAAAUUGUUAUCAAUUACUCAUGU
Molecule: messenger RNA, 4618 nt
Organism: Vespula pensylvanica (western yellowjacket)
Lineage: Eukaryota; Metazoa; Arthropoda; Insecta; Hymenoptera; Vespidae
Exons: 6
Coding region: 247-3003 (918 amino acids)
Cellular component (GO): nucleus
Source: RefSeq, a predicted model, not a curated record